AUGGUAGAGAUAAUUCCAACGGUUGAAUAUGUUUUUUGUGUGGGAGAUUUCAAUAUGAACUACCUCAAUAAGUCCACUACUGAAAUGAAACUAUUUUUAGAAAUUUUGGAGAGCUUCGGCUUGAAACAGAUAGUCAAUGAACCUACUAGAACAACUCCGAAUACAUCAACCUUAAUUGAUUACAUCUUAACAAACAACACUGACUUGAUUGUUAAUACAGGGGUUAUCCCAGUUCCGGAAAUAAGUGAUCAUGAUUUAGUUCAUUGCGUUAUUAAUCUGAAAGUCGAAAAAACAGGACCCAUUUUCAAAACUUCCAGGGAUUUCAAACAUUUAGAUUAUGAUAGAUUUAAAACGGAUCUCAUUUCUAUACCUUGGAAUAACAUAUACGAUAAACCGACAGUUGAUGAAAAAGUGGAAUUUUUGACAUCGAAUAUAAUAGCUCUAUUAGACUUGCACGCACCUUUCAAAACAUAUAAAAUUUCUAAAAAAUAUGCACCGUGGCUCACUGAUACUUUGAGAGAUAUAAUUCAUACAAGAAACCGGGCAUUAUCUAAAUUUAAAAAGACGAGGCAAGCUAAUGAUUGGAAUACUUACAAAAAUCUCAGGAAUAUAGUUACUCAGGCGGUUAAAAAAGAAAAAAAUAAUUAA
Molecule: messenger RNA, 648 nt
Organism: Harmonia axyridis
Lineage: Eukaryota; Metazoa; Arthropoda; Insecta; Coleoptera; Coccinellidae
Exons: 1
Coding region: 1-648 (215 amino acids)
Source: RefSeq, a predicted model, not a curated record